AUGUGUCCUCAUCUGAAAGAUCGUGCAAUAUCUUUAUUAAAAGAAAAAAUGUUUAAAUGUCAACAUGUUUUAUCAACAAAUACAUCAACUGUUGCAUAUUCAUCAUCGCCACCAACAACAUUAUCAACAUCUACAUCAUUAUCUUCGUCUUCUUCAUCAUCUAUAAAUACUAAUUCAUCUUCUGCACGAAAACGCUUAUUAUUAGAAAUCUAUGAUAAACCAAUUGAAAUGCCAAUUAAAACAAACAUUGAGCAAGAAUUAGAAUUAUAUCUUGCAUCAAUAUGUGUUCUAAAAGAAGAAGAAAAUGAUGAUGUUCUUUCAUAUUGGAAACAAAAUGAACAUUUAUAUCCAACAGUUGCAUAUAUUUCUCGAAGAAUAUUCGCAAUUCCAGCUUCCAACACAUCUAUUGAGCGUUUAUUUUCAACAUGUAAGAAUACAAUAACCGAUAAACGAACAAGACUUGGUGGUGAAAAAUUAAAUAAAAUCAUGUUUUUGCAAAAGAACAUGAAUAUUUUAAAAGAAAAAUUUGGUGGUAAUUCUUUUCCAACACCAGAUGAUCAAGAUACAAAACAAAAACAACAUACAGUGUCUUUAAAUAAUGAAUCAAUUUCAAAGAGACAAAAAACAAAUGAGCUUUCGAACAAUUAUCAAAUUAAAAAUGAACACUUAAUUCAUACUGAAAGUGAAGAAAUUGAAGAACUUAUUUAG
Rotaria sp. Silwood2 is the source of this 708-nucleotide messenger RNA. The record is from the annotation of a GenBank genome assembly. Lineage: Eukaryota; Metazoa; Rotifera; Eurotatoria; Philodinida; Philodinidae.